AUGAUGAAAAUAUCCGAGUUGCCAGGUGAUGAAGAUGCUGGACUGACCUGUAGAACUUAUGUCUUUCAAAACGAAAGCCACACAUUAGGGAAUGCAUUAAAAUGUAUCAUCGACAGAUAUGAAGAUGUCCAAUUCUGUGGCUACACUGUCCCUCAUCCGGCAGAAGCCAAGAUGCAUUUCAGGAUACAAACUCACGAAACUCCAACAUUAGAUAUACUGAAAAGAGGACUUACAGACUUGCAAAAAGUGUGUGAACACACAAUAGAUCUCUUUGAAAAAGAAGUAAAAGAAUUUACCAAACCUUAA
Molecule: messenger RNA, 306 nt
Organism: Danaus chrysippus (African queen)
Lineage: Eukaryota; Metazoa; Arthropoda; Insecta; Lepidoptera; Nymphalidae
Source: the annotation of a GenBank genome assembly